Molecule: messenger RNA, 3255 nt
Organism: Paralichthys olivaceus (Japanese flounder)
Lineage: Eukaryota; Metazoa; Chordata; Actinopteri; Pleuronectiformes; Paralichthyidae
Gene: csdc2a
Product: cold shock domain containing C2, RNA binding a
Biological process (GO): regulation of mRNA stability
Cellular component (GO): cytoplasm
Molecular function (GO): mRNA 3'-UTR binding
Source: RefSeq, a predicted model, not a curated record
CAUCGCUCCUCUCCUUCACUGUCAGGCUUCCUCUUUGAACAUCAUCUCCCCUCCCUUACACCUACCAUGCAGGAGGUGUAACCCUCCUCCCUAACCCUGCCAUCGGAGGAAACCCAAAACAGGAAAUAAAAAAAGAGACACUACGUGUAGCGAGUCAAGAUGUCAGACCCUGACCCAUCCACGACAGUGGACCCCCCACUGCCACUUGCCUCACCGCGCACCCCCCUGCAGCUCUCCUUCCCUUUCCUGAGGGAGGGCAGCCGGGUAUGGGAGAGGGAAAGGAAACCGCCACAGCCUAGAGAGCUGCCAAGCCCACUGCCCACCAAACGCACCCGCACAUACUCAGCGACAGUGCGAGCCAAAUCAGGUCCAGUAUUUAAAGGGGUGUGUAAAAACUUCUCCAGGUCUCAGGGUCAUGGAUUCAUUCGUCCUUCUCACGGAGCAGAGGACAUCUUUGUCCACAUCUCUGACAUUGAAGGAGAGUACGUGCCUAUGGAAGGCGAUGAGGUCACAUACAAGGUGUGUCCCAUCCCUCCGAAGAACCAGAAGAUCCAGGCUGUGGACGUGGUGAUCACCCACCUGAAUCCAGGCACCAAGCACGAGACCUGGUCAGGUCAGAUCAUCAGCUCAUAGACCAGGGCUUUAGGCCUGCACCGAUGGGGAAGAGAAAGUUCUUGGAAUGCAGCUGGAGCUGGAAGGGGAGGGGAUGGACUAAAUGUAUGUUUUCUGGUUCUGAGGUUUGGUACCAGGUGUGAGAACAAGGGAUUAGAGGUAGAAUGUUAGAAUAUUAAGGUUAGGGUCAGAAAUUAAGCUUUGAAUGUACCUGUUUGAAUGUUUUUUUUGAGGGUCAGGGUUUCACCGUUUAGGUUGAGGGGUUAAAAGUUGGGUUUGCUAAGUCGCAGCAUCUUUACCUUGACCUCGGGAAUAUAAUAAAACUUCAGUGGUGUCUUUGACAAGUUGAAAAUGAGAUGUGUUAGAGACCAAAAGGCAUUAAGAGCAAAAGUCCGCCAUAUUGACCGUCCACGAGCACACGACUGAGGGACCAGCUCAGUGGAUGUUGGAUUUUACUCCCACUUUCCCAUUGUUCUCACAAAUUAUUUCAAUUGCGUUGCCAAGAGUCAGGCAUCGAACAUCUGUGUGUGUGUGUUUACAACAGAUGGAGACAGUCUUUGACAGUUUUCACUAUUAGAACAAGGAUUAAAUGAGAAUACUUUUGUAAUGGCCUUAUCUCUUGUGUAUUAUCUGACUUGGCUUACUAUGAAAUGAACAGCUCGUCAGAUCUGCCUUCAUCUCACUGCCUUUACAGAGUCAAAUUACAAAUGAGUGUAUAUGCAGUCGUAAAUGAGUUUGACACGCUCUCAGUUCUGUCCCAGCUCUACUCUUAAUGUGUUUCGGCCUCAAGAGCUGUGAGCUCCACAUAUAAGGAAUUAUUUUCCUUCUUAACAUUGUAGCACUACUGUGUUUUUGUGUAGAAAUCCAGUGUUAUUGUAGCCAGCUCCUAUGAUGGUCAUACUUUUCAGUGGGUGAGACUGCAGGAGGAAGAUUUGUGAGCCUGCCACAGGAAAACCAGGCCGGAGGGUUUGGAGGUUGGGGAGAAGGAAAUCGGAGAGGGGAAGUGAACCGGGCAGAGGAUGGAGUGAUUGUCGAUAAAUGUACUUGAUGCAGCUAGAUUUGAAAUGUUGUAAAGUACGUGUGAGGAGGAAGACCAAGAUGCAGUUGUCAUCUUAUUUGAUUGUUAGUUUAAUGCAACAGAGUUAAAGAAACAGUUUGACGAUGUGAGAAAUAUGUUCAUUUGCAUAUUUCUCAAGAAUAAGGAUUCUUUAAAAUGACAUAUGUAAAAAAGACAAGUUGAGAUGGCCAGAUUUUUCCAUUGUUGUGAUAAAUAAAAGAGUCCCUGUUGCAUUUGUAGGCUUCAGACAUUGUUUUUGCCUCAGGGCAGUUGCAGAUCUAGGGUUCUUCUAAAUCAGGGGCCAUAGACACAGAGGGGAUCAAUUAUAUAUCCAACAUCCGCAUCACUAGCUACAUUUUGAAAAUCCAAGCACAUUGGGCCUCAUGCAAGAACAUGUUCUUGCUCUCAUCUCAAAUGUCUCCUACAUUUGUUGGUAAGGUGAGUUCUCACAAAUGUGCUUCAGAAGCGACAAACACUCCACGUUCGCUGUGUCACAUUGAGUGCACAUAUGAAGCUUGUUGUGUGGGUGAUGAGGUUAAGAUUAAGUCCCACAGGUCAUCACCAUCACAAAAUUUAGCCGGUGCAUCAAUGACUUCUUCAAAUCACUUGUAUGAACAAAUUCAGAACACAUCUGUUAGUAUGAACGGUUCUUGAACGAGGCUCAUUGUGUACUUUCGAAAAAGCUUAGAAACUAAAAAAUCUUAGUAGAUUGGCCUAUCUCUCAUUAGUAUUGUUAGUAAGUAACUAUUUUUAAGAGACUACUGACAGGACAAGGGAAUUUCAGGGGCCAAUAAGGUUUCAGCUGGUGUCACUGGCCCCCUGACCCCACCCCUGGAUCCGCCCCUGCUUCAGAAUAAACUGAUAGGAAUUAAGUUUACGAUGGGUCAGGGCUGAGGAGGAUGAACUGCUGACUUUUAGGCUAAAGGUUCAGUAAAGUGUCAUAGGUCCUGGUAGAUGAUGUUAAGAAAUUAAAGAAAAACUGAGCAGCAAAAGCUCUCUGAUGUAAGUUUAGAACGACUAUUUAUUUAUUGACUUAUUUAUUAUCAUUUGUAACUAUGAGACAUCAGGCGUUUGGUAAAUAAAAGUGGCAUUUAUAAGUAUUUGUGCAAGUCUAAACCUGUUUGAAUACACUGCACACCUCACUCUAAUGAUACUACCCUGUUAAAGAAAACCUCUUGCUACUGUCAUGUCAUCGUCUUUCCAAACAUGUGUUUCUAAUUUCUACCUAAUCCUUGUGUAAUUUUUAAUAACUAUGUGAGCAGCUUUGUUGUUUUGGAAAUGGCAUGUACUGUUAUGUUUGUUGUAAUUUCUACGUAGAACACGUUAAGUGGGUCUCAUCAUGCAGUGACACAGCCGGAGCCUUCAAAGAGGCGUCGUCAGGUCUUCUAUGCAUCUUUUGAUUUAUUUUUGUUUUCUUGCCACGGUUAUGACUUAACAUCAUGUAGUAACACACUGUAUCUGUUUGAUUUAUUAUAAUGUGAGAGAAACAAGUUUGUGUUCGCAAGCACUUUUAUUUUUUUAGUCAAACCACUGUGACAGUCAGUCUUUAGUCAUUAAGAUAACGUUUGAAUAAAACUUACUACUGU